Molecule: messenger RNA, 936 nt
Organism: Sorex fumeus (smoky shrew)
Lineage: Eukaryota; Metazoa; Chordata; Mammalia; Eulipotyphla; Soricidae
Product: olfactory receptor 6C2-like
Exons: 1
Coding region: 1-936 (311 amino acids)
Biological process (GO): G protein-coupled receptor signaling pathway
Cellular component (GO): membrane
Molecular function (GO): G protein-coupled receptor activity; olfactory receptor activity
Source: RefSeq, a predicted model, not a curated record
AUGAAAAACCAUACAAAACCAACUUUUAUUCUGCUAGGUCUGACGGAAGAUCCAGAACUGAAAAUUAUAGUUUUCACUUUUCUAUUUAUCACCUAUAUGCUGAGUGUGACUGGAAACUUGACCAUUAUCAUCCUCACAUUCAUUGACUCUCAUCUUAAAACUGCCAUGUACUUUUUCUUACAAAAUUUCUCCCUUUUAGAAAUCUCCUUUACAUCUGCAUGUAUUCCCAGGUAUUUGUACAAUAUCUCCACAGGUGACAAGAAAAUCUCAUAUGACAGUUGUGCUGCUCAAAUUUUUUUCACUGACCUCUUUGCUACUACAGAGUUUUUUCUUCUCGCUGCCAUGUCCUAUGACCGAUAUGUAGCCAUCUGCAAGCCACUGCACUAUGCAAUCAUCAUGAACCAAAAAGCCUGUAGAAAAUUCAUCCUCGGCUGCUGGAUAGCUGGCUUGUUAAUCAUAUUCCCUCCUCUUAGCCUAGGCCUGAAUCUGGAAUUCUGUGACUCUACUGUUAUUGAUCAUUUUGUCUGUGAUGCACCCCCACUCCUGAAGAUCACAUGCUCAGAAACGUGGCUCAUUGAAGAGGUGAUUAUGGUCUGUGCCGUGUUGAUCUUUAUCAUGACUCUUGUCUGUGUAGUUCUAUCCUAUGUAUACAUCAUCAAGACCAUUCUACGAUUCCCUUCUGCCCAACAAAGAAAAAAGGCUUUUUCAACGUGUUCAUCCCACAUGAUUGUGGUCUCCAUCACCUAUGGUAGCUGUAUUUUCAUCUAUAUUAAACCAUCUGUGAAACAAUCAGUGGCUAUAAAUAAAGGUGUAGCAGUGCUCACCACUUCCAUUGCUCCUAUGCUGAACCCCUUUAUUUACACCUUGAGAAACAAGCAAGUAAAACAAGCUUUCAAUGAUGCAAUCAAAAGAAUUGUGUCAUUCUAUAAAACAUAA